AUGGCAGCUACAGGUUCCCCGAUUGCUAAUCUUAAACUUCUUAACCAUCGUAACUAUGAAUAUUGGAGUCUCCGGGUGAAAGUGUACCUGUUAGCUGAAGAUGUUUGGGACCUUGUGGAAGCAACCACUGAACCACCUAAACCAGAAGAUGGUGAGGUUGCGUUUAAGGCUUGGAGGAAGAAUAAUGCCAAGGCUUUACUUGCAAUCCAGACGUGUUGCGGGGAUGAUACUUAUCCUAUAAUCGAGGGCAUUACCGAGGCCAAAGCUGCCUGGGAUGCUUUGGCUGAAGAGCUAAAGCCUUCUGAUUCUAAUAAAGAGCUAAAGCCUUUUGAUUCUGAAGAGCUAAAGCCUUCUGAUUCUGAAGAAGAAACAGGGCAUAAUAAUAAUGAUGAGAGCGAUGUGAAGUAUGGUCCUUUGUACGAUAGUUUGAAGCGUGGUGAUUGGAAUGCUGCAAAGGAGUUUAUUGAUGGACACGCCGAGGCACUAACACAUAGAGGUUCAACAAGCGGUGGGACAGCUCUUCACGAGGCAAUCGAGAGGAAGCAGUUACACAUUGUGGAAGAGUUGUUGAAGCUGAUGACAGAAGAGGACUUGGAAAUUCAAGAUUACAAUGGUUCCACAGCUUUUUUCUAUGCUUUGCAAAAAGGAAUGGCCGCAAUAGUUGCCAGUAUGGUUAAAAAGAACAAGAAAUUAGUUACCAUGCGUUUUACCAACUUAAAAGAUAGGACUCCAGUUUUAGCCGCUUAUGGUUUGGGCCAUUGGGAAAUAGCUCGCUUUCUCUAUUCUCGCACUCCAAUCCAUGUUUUGACUCAAGACAAUAACGGCCGCGAUGGUGCUCAACUUAUUUCCUAUUGCUUUGUCCACAGAAAUAAAUUUGAUAUUGGAUGGGAUUUACUUCAAAAGUACCCAAAAUUGGCCCUUACUGAAGGUUACUACGGGUACUCCCCUCUAAAUGCACUGGCUGGUUCUCGUUCCGCAUUUCCAAGUGGGGUUCCCCUAAGAUUUUGGCAACGCUGGAUUUAUAACAAUAUACACGUACAACAACAUCAACCUGCUCCUAUCAACCCUGAUGUUUGUGUAAAUUUGGAAGAACUAGAAGAUGACAAAAGAAAUAGAAGGGAUCUCAUUUCCUCAGCCAACAUCUACGGAUUUCGCAAUGCAGUUACGGGUUUCUUCCAAGGAGUUGUUAAGAAUCUUCUCAAACUGUUAGGAAUCCAUGACUUGCAUGAAAUGAGAUUUCACCAUGACCGAAUUCUUCAAAUUCUACCACUCGUGUGUGAUGUGGCAAAAUGUACAAAUCUUGACUCGAAGCAAACUGACUUCGUGAAAAAGGCAAUCCUCCGAGCUGUAGAAGGAGGACAAGUGGAGUUUAUUAAGGAGAUGUGUAAGGCGAAUCCAAGAUUCACACUAGUGACGUUGGAUGAAAGAGGCAGAUCAAUGUUUGAUUACGCCGUCGAAUGUCGUCAAGAAAAAGUUUUUAAUCUUAUAUAUGGGUUCAGUGAAUAUGAUAGGAAUGCUAUCGUAGGGACUGCAGAUGUGUCUCACAAUACUAUCCUACAUGCAGCAGGGAGUUUAUCUGCCCACCUUAAUCAUAUUCAAGGUGCAGCUUUGCAAAUGCAAAGAGAGCUACAAUGGUUUAAGGAGGUGGCACGUAUUUUACCCCCCCGGCACUUGGAAGCAAGAAAUAAGACCGAGCAAAUAACAGCACGAGAACUAUUCACCAAGAACCACAAAGAAUUGGUGAAGGAAGGAGAAGAGUCAAUGAAAGGGACAGCAACUUCUUGCACAGUCGUAGGUGCCCUCAUUGUUACCAUUAUGUUUGCUACUGUAUUUACAGUUCCUGGUGGAAACAAUCAAGAUACAGAUUCUAUAUCACUCUUUUCUUCGACGACAUCAGUGAUGAUAUUCUUGGGAAUUCUCACAUCACGUUAUGCAGAAGACGAUUUCCUCAGUUUGCUUGCCGGCGUUCCAAUCGCCUCGUUUGUGUGGAUGCAAUUCCCCCUCUUUCUUGACAUUUUUAUGUUUACCUAUGGAAGAGGAAUAUUUGACAAGAAAUGCAGAGCCUGGGAAUAA
Molecule: messenger RNA, 2073 nt
Organism: Prunus armeniaca (apricot)
Lineage: Eukaryota; Viridiplantae; Streptophyta; Magnoliopsida; Rosales; Rosaceae
Source: the annotation of a GenBank genome assembly